UCCAUCCCGCCUACCGGCGAAGAGAGGUCAAUCGCUCUCGACACAAUCCGUACCCUACAGAAAGCUCUAAAAGAGCAACUGCCACUGUUCUGCGCCCAGGCUGAGGGCGUCAUACGAGUCUGUCUUGGCUACCACUUUCUCUGGGCCUCAAGUCUUUUUGACCAGGCCUGGACGGAACUGCACAAUUUAUGCUCUUUUGUGAGUCUAAUCGCCAGCAUGGUAGUUGAAGCACUCUUACUUGCUCAAGAGCUUCUCUGA
Molecule: messenger RNA, 258 nt
Organism: Protopolystoma xenopodis
Lineage: Eukaryota; Metazoa; Platyhelminthes; Monogenea; Polystomatidea; Polystomatidae
Source: the annotation of a GenBank genome assembly